UUAAACUCAGAGUGGGUUGGGUCUUUUCUUUGGGGGGGUCGGGUUCGUGCGUGUCAUUCGCGUGGCCGGCCGCCGGCUCUGAUUGGCUGGCCGUGAUUACCGGCACGCUUCUCUGUGCGGGGCGGACAAACACCGCAGGCGUCAUUAUGUUAAUGAGCAGCUCCCGCGGCACGGGGCAGACCUCACCCCGCACUCUGAUGCCAUGGUGUGUGCGGGGGGGUCACAGGGGGGUACCGGAGCAGGGGGCCGGUCAUUGUCCGGGCUCGGUAUAUAAGCGGGCUGAGGCCGGUCGUGUGCCAGGCUCACCGGCUCGCACGAGCUGAUCCAGAGCAAAGACGCACAGAGGCGCGUGCCGCACGACCUGCACCGACACACCCGGUCUUGCUGGAUCCUGGUCUGAUCCUGAUUCUGAUCCUAAUCCUGGUCUGAUCUGGUCUCCUCACUCCUGCAGACCUCAGGUAUCUAAGAGCGCGUGUACCCGCUCACCUGCUCAUCACUCUGCACGCGCUGCUCAGCUCCUCCACAGAACCAACCCAAACCCGGACCCUGCUCCCGAACAUGGACUCCGUCUACUCUGACAUCGACAGCAACAGCUGUGACUUCUUCCCGCACACCGACGAUGAGGACUCCCGCGGCAGCCUGCGCUCCGCCUCCCCGGCCUCCUCCCCGGACCCGGACCCGGAGCCGGUGCAGCAGCUGCAGAAGAAGCGUCGCCGCGGACGCGGCCGCAGCGACGCCACCGUGCAGGUGGUGAAGAAGAACCGGCGCGUGAAGGCCAACGACCGGGAGAGGAACCGCAUGCACAACCUGAACGACGCCCUGGACGAGCUGCGCGGGGUCCUCCCCGCCUUCCCGGACGAGACCAAACUCACCAAGAUCGAGACUCUGCGCUUUGCGCACAACUACAUCUGGGCUCUGUCGGAGACCAUCCGGAUCGCGGACCUGCAGGCGGGGAAGACCGGCGAUGCUCCUCUGCUGCUGAGCUCCGCAUGCAUCGCUGAGGCUCCGAGCCCCGGCAGUGACGCCUGCUCCUGGAGCUCCAGCGGCUCCUCGUCCUCCUCCUCCCCGGUUUACAGUGCCUCCAGCCCGGGCAGCCCCGGCGCGCCGGAGGACUACAGCUACCUGCACCAGGACGCUCUGUUCGGCUUCCGCAGCUUAGUGCCAGGCAUCUACUGAGCCUCAGGCCGGCGGAGGAGCCCUGCAGCCCGGACACACCGGCAGAGCAGCCCCGGACAGUUUCCGCUGGAUUAAGAUUCACUGUUUGCCUUAAUGAGCUAAUUAAUUAAUGUAAGAACUCGCCGUGUUCUUUAAUUAGUGUUUAAUUUUGUUUUCUCCUCAAACCUUGCACUUUUCUCCCCUCCUCCCCCCCCCGGACACUCUCUGGAGGUGAAAAGUCAAUUUUACAAUUUGUCGAGUGAUGAAGCAGAAAAAGAGACGAAGCAGCGUGAAAAUCGAGUCUGAAAGAAGCUGCCAUCCAUCACGGACCUCCACCCUCCUCCACCCUCCUCCUCCCCUCCACCCUGUUAGUUCAUUGUUUUAUUUAUUUCUUCUUAUUUCAUGAAAUCUGUAUUUUGUACAUAAAGAGAUUUUUAUUCUAUUUACCGAUGAAGCCGUUUUCUACA
Messenger RNA from Larimichthys crocea (large yellow croaker), 1622 nucleotides. It is a transcript of the gene neurog1, whose product is annotated as neurogenin 1. The transcript has a single exon. Bases 559 to 1176 code for a protein of 205 amino acids. Gene Ontology annotation, molecular function: DNA-binding transcription factor activity, RNA polymerase II-specific; protein dimerization activity; E-box binding. Gene Ontology annotation, cellular component: nucleus. Gene Ontology annotation, biological process: positive regulation of transcription by RNA polymerase II; axon development; forebrain development. The record is from RefSeq and is a predicted model, not a curated record. Lineage: Eukaryota; Metazoa; Chordata; Actinopteri; Sciaenidae.